AAAUUGAUAAAAAAGAUAAGCAGAAAAAUAGUCACGAGAAAGGCGUGACAGUCAUUUGAUUUUAUUAACAAUAAUACUAUCAAUAAUUGUAAAUUAAAAAAUAUUAACAUUGAGUUAAUUUGUGUUGAAUUAAUCUGAUUGUUGAAAAAAUAAAUUAUUAAUAAUGGCUCUUCAUUCUGCAGGAAAAGGAAAACUUAUUGCUGUUAUUGGUGAUGAGGAUACUUGUGUUGGAUUUCUACUGGGAGGUGUGGGCGAAAUAAAUAAAAAUCGCCAGUCGAAUUUUAUGGUUGUCGAUAAAAACACUGCAGUUGGUGAUAUUGAAGACACAUUUAAACAAUUUGUGAAACGUGAUGAUAUUGAUAUUAUUCUCAUCAAUCAAAAUGUCGCUGAAAUGAUUCGUCAUGUCAUUGAUAGUCACACUCAACCUGUCCCAGCAGUCUUAGAAAUACCCAGUAAAGAUCAUCCCUAUGAUGCUAGUAAAGAUUCUAUUCUUCGACGUGCUAAGGGUAUGUUUAAUCCAGAAGAUAUUCAUGGAUCUGCAUAAUUUAUCAUUAUUAAAAAAAUGUUUAAUA
This is a messenger RNA of Cotesia glomerata, 572 nucleotides long. It is a transcript of the gene Vha14-1, whose product is annotated as V-type proton ATPase subunit F 1. Gene Ontology annotation, cellular component: proton-transporting V-type ATPase, V1 domain; membrane. Bases 164 to 544 code for a protein of 126 amino acids. NCBI's taxonomy places the organism in Eukaryota, Metazoa, Arthropoda, Insecta, Hymenoptera, Braconidae. The record is from RefSeq and is a predicted model, not a curated record. Gene Ontology annotation, biological process: proton transmembrane transport. The transcript has 5 exons. Gene Ontology annotation, molecular function: proton-transporting ATPase activity, rotational mechanism.